AUGGCUACCGCCGUGUCGCCUGUGAGGUAUCGUUCCAAGCUUUCGUUUUAUCCAAAACAAGCAAAACAAAUAGCAAUGAAUGUGCUAGGAGUUCUAACGAAAGAGGCAGGAAAAUCUGCAAGCACUACGAGCAUCUUUCAAAGAACGGCGCAGCUCACUGCUGUGAGUGAACGGGCGCUAUAUAAGUGGUCUGCCGAGUUUCAGAAGAGCGGCAGAGUGUCAACUCCGCAAACGAAGUCCAGAGGCGGGAAGAACUGUGAACGAGCGAAGAAACUCGACGACUUCGACCUUGGUGUUCUGAGAAGAAAGGUGCACGAUUUCUUCCGCAGGAAUGAGAUGCCAACGGUUGCGAAGGUGAGAAAGCUCUUCAGUGAGAGCGACGACCUACCGCAAGUCUCGGUAUCUACGCUAAACCGAAUGCUUAAGAAGCUCGGCUUCAAGUACCGCAAACGAAGUAGAAACGCGCAUCUGAUUGAGAGCCCUAACACCAUACAGUGGCGAUGCAGCUACCUCCGGCAGAUCAAAGAGUUCCGCAAAGAGGGAAGGCAGAUAUAUUUUACGGACGAAACCUGGGCAAGCGCUGGGCACACGAAAGAUCGUGUCUGGGUAGACACAACAAUCGCAAGUUCAAGUCAGGCCAGGCGUUCUGGACUUACUACCGGAUUGAAAAAUCCAAGCGGUAAAGGUGAGCGACUCAUUAUCACCCACUGCGGCAACGAACAGGGCUUCGUAGAUGGUGCGGGAGAAGUAUUCCGAGCGCGGAAAGGUACGGGUGACUAUCACCAAGAGAUGGACGGUCCGCAUUAUGAAAAAUGGUUCAGCGAGAAGCUGCUCCCAAAGCUUGCCCCCAACAGCGUAAUCGUCAUGGAUAAUGCACCCUAUCAUUCGGUGAAGAUUGAAAAAGUUCCGCGGAUGUCGACACGAAAAAGGGAUAUUCAGGACUGGCUUUCCAGAAAGGGUGUUGCGUGGAGCAAUGAAAUGGUGAAGGCCGAGCUACUGCAGCUUGUUGCAACAGUAAAGAUUCAGGGCAACCAGUACCGUGUUGAUCAGAUGGCUUCCCUGGCUGGCCACACAGUUUUACGCUUGCCCCCUUAUCACUGCCAGCUCAACCCAAUCGAACUGUUUUGGAGUAUGGUGAAGGGGUAUGUGGCCGACAAAAACAAGACGUUCAAGUUUGUCGAUCUUGAACCGUUGGUCUUGGGGGGCUUCGCUGAAGUAACACCUGAGAAGUGGGCACAAUGUGUUCGCCAUGUCAUGAAGGAAGAGGACACCAUGAGGAAAGUUGACCACAUCAUCGAUGACGUCGUCGACAGUGCCGACAGGAUACUGAUCAACCUUGGUGACGAGGACUCUGAACGCUCUGAGGAUGAUAGCCCGGAAUACGCUAGCAUGUCAGAUGAUGACCUGGGGUGCCAGCCUUUGUAA
Molecule: messenger RNA, 1425 nt
Organism: Ixodes scapularis (black-legged tick)
Lineage: Eukaryota; Metazoa; Arthropoda; Arachnida; Ixodida; Ixodidae
Exons: 1
Coding region: 1-1425 (474 amino acids)
Molecular function (GO): nucleic acid binding
Source: RefSeq, a predicted model, not a curated record